AUGAAAGUCAGAUUGUUCCUUGGUGUUCUGCUAUUACUAGACCUUUUAAGUUCCUGUUAUUCUUAUAAGACAAAUACUUUGCCUGAUAUAGAAGAUAGACAGUUUAUUAAGGAGUGCGUGAAUGCUCAUAACAACUUUCGGUCCAAGGUGAAUCCACCAGCCAGCAACAUGCGUCACAUGUCCUGGGACUCUGCUUUAGCUAAGAGUGCCAAAGCAUGGGCAAAGCGAUGCCACUUUGAUCAUAAUGGCUACCUUAAAAUACCAGGAAAAGUGCACCCUAACUUUACUCCAGUUGGAGAAAACAUCUGGACUGGCUCUCUCUCUCUCUUCUCUGAGAGUGCAGCUAUCAGCGAUUGGUAUAAUGAAGUCACAGACUACACUUUUGAGACCCGCUAUUGUACAAGAAUGUGUGGCCAUUACACCCAGGUUGUUUGGGCCAGAAGUUACAAAGUUGGCUGUGCAGUUCAGUUCUGUCCUAGAGUUACAGGUUUCAAAGGACUCACCAAUGGAGCACAUUUUGUUUGCAACUAUGCACCAGCUGGGAAUUCUCCGACACAGCCUUAUAAAACAGGAGCAGCAUGUAGUGACUGCAGUGAUGAAAAGUGUGUGGACAAGCUCUGUGAAAAUCCAGAACGUGAGACAUUGAAAAGUUACUCCAGUUGGUAUCCAGACUGGGACAUACCUCCACACGCCAACCCCUCUGGUGCUCCACACCCCAACCCCUCCGGUGCUCCACACCCCAACCCCUCCGGUGCUCCACACCCCAGCCCUCCACACUCCUUGUGUGACCAAUACUGUAUUACUGUUUUAAUAGUAAGGCUACUGUUUGUGUUACUGAUUUUUGGUGCUGUCUUACUAGUACAAUGGCAGUAUCCCCAGAUAUUUAUAUAUGAGUAA
This is a messenger RNA of Terrapene triunguis (Three-toed box turtle), 897 nucleotides long. RefSeq names its product glioma pathogenesis-related protein 1-like. The transcript is spliced from 6 exons. Gene Ontology annotation, cellular component: extracellular region. Lineage: Eukaryota; Metazoa; Chordata; Testudines; Emydidae. The record is from RefSeq and is a predicted model, not a curated record. Bases 1 to 897 code for a protein of 298 amino acids.